AUGACUACAGCCUCAUCGGAGGUCAGUACCUUGCCUGCAGUAGCUCCACCAGCUGCAAAAUCGCUGGGCAAGCGAGUUAAUGGAAAGAAUUGGCAUGCUCCAAAGACCGCAUUCCGGCCAACUGGCGGCCAAACAACAUAUGCCAAAAGGAAGGAAGCAGACAAGGUCAAACAGGCCACUAAAGCGAGAGAAGCAGAGCUCAAGGAAGAGCGGGAGCUAGAACGCAAUCGAAAGAUCCAGGCGAUUAAAGACAGGAGGAAGGCCAAAGAAGAGAAGGAAAGAUAUGAGAAGAUGGCGGAGAAGAUGCAUAGAAAGUUGGUCGAGCGGAGAAAGCGAAGAGAAAAGAGAAACAAGGUGUUGAAAAGCUGA
Exophiala aquamarina CBS 119918 is the source of this 369-nucleotide messenger RNA. RefSeq lists its product as uncharacterized. NCBI's taxonomy places the organism in Eukaryota, Fungi, Ascomycota, Eurotiomycetes, Chaetothyriales, Herpotrichiellaceae. The coding region runs from base 1 to 369 and encodes 122 amino acids. The record is from RefSeq and is a predicted model, not a curated record. The transcript has 2 exons.